GGGGCCAGCAUGCUUUGAGGAAAGGUGAAAGCGAAAGGGGAAGCAUCAGACAUAGAGCCCAGAGGACAAGGCUGCCGCCUUCCCGGCUCGGUGCUGAUUCCACUCGUCUGACCAUCGACCCCCAACCCCUUGGACUGCCCUGCCCACCUGGAGAUGCAGAAGAAGGCGCUAGAGCCCCGAGGGGGCUUCUCCUUCGGUAACUGCCAGAGAAACGCAUCCUUGGAACGCGCCCUCCCGGGGCUCCGGGUCCCUCAUGCACGCAAGACCGGGACCACCAUCGCAGGCCUUGUGUUCCAAGACGGGGUCAUACUGGGCGCGGAUACGCGGGCCACUGACGAUUCAGUCGUGGCGGACAAGAGCUGCGAAAAGAUCCACUUCAUCGCCCCCAAAAUCUACUGCUGUGGGGCUGGAGUAGCCGCGGACGCCGAGAUGACCACGCGGAUGGCGGCGUCCAACAUAGAGUUACACACGCUGUCCACGGGCAGGGAGCCCCGAGUGGCCACGGUCACGCGCAUCCUGCGCCAGACGCUCUUCCGGUACCGUGGCUACGUCGGGGCUUCGCUGAUCGUGGGUGGCGUAGACUUCACAGGGCCGCAGCUCUACAGCGUGCACCCCCAUGGCUCUUACAGCCGUCUGCCCUUCACGGCCCUGGGCUCCGGCCAAGACGCAGCCCUGGCAGUGCUGGAGGACCGGUUCCAGCCGAACAUGACGCUGGAGGCAGCACAGGGGCUGCUAGUGGAAGCCAUCACUGCAGGGAUCCUGGGUGACCUGGGCUCUGGGGGCAGUGUGGAUGCAUGUGUGAUCACGGGGACUGGUGCCAAGCUGCUGAGAACACUGAGCUCUCCCACAAAGCCCAUAGAAAGGUCCAGCCAGUACCGCUUUGUCCCUGGGACCACAGCCGUCCUGUCCGAAACAGUGAUGCCACUGACCCUGGAGCUCUUGGAGGAAACGGUGCAGGCCAUGGAUGUGGAGUGAUGCUGGCAGAGGCUUAGAGCUUGGAACAAGGAAGAAUAAACCCAAAGAACACAAACACCUAAA
Messenger RNA from Vicugna pacos (alpaca), 1038 nucleotides. It is a transcript of the gene PSMB10, whose product is annotated as proteasome 20S subunit beta 10. Gene Ontology annotation, molecular function: threonine-type endopeptidase activity. Lineage: Eukaryota; Metazoa; Chordata; Mammalia; Artiodactyla; Camelidae. Gene Ontology annotation, cellular component: cytoplasm; proteasome core complex. The record is from RefSeq and is a predicted model, not a curated record.